Ziziphus jujuba (common jujube) is the source of this 1402-nucleotide messenger RNA. RefSeq names its product 14-3-3-like protein GF14 iota. The record is from RefSeq and is a predicted model, not a curated record. Gene Ontology annotation, biological process: signal transduction. Gene Ontology annotation, cellular component: cytoplasm. The coding region runs from base 288 to 1082 and encodes 264 amino acids. The transcript is spliced from 7 exons. NCBI's taxonomy places the organism in Eukaryota, Viridiplantae, Streptophyta, Magnoliopsida, Rosales, Rhamnaceae.
UCUCUCUCUCUAGAUCAACGGUCCAGAUCUGGUCAUCACCCACCCUAAACUUGCUCAAUCUUUAACACUCUCACCCCCUUCAUAUUCUCCUCCUUUAUAUAUAUAUAUAUAUAUAUAUCAUCUAUCUCCUUUUUCCUCGCAUCUCAUUUUAAUUAGUUUUUCAAUUUUUUCGUGCUAAGCAAAUAUUUGACCCCAAAAAAAAAAAAAAAAAAACUCUCUCUCACUCUGUCUCUGAGGCUUUUGGUGGUUUUUCUGCAUUUUUGUCGUCAAUCUCUCUCUGAAAAACGAUGUCGUCUACCGAGAAGGAGAGAGAGACUCAGGUUUACAUGGCCAAGCUCGCCGAGCAGGCCGAGCGCUAUGAAGAAAUGGUGGAAUGUAUGAAGAAAGUUGCAAAACUUGAUGUUGAGCUGACUGUGGAAGAGAGGAACCUUCUUUCGGUUGGAUACAAAAAUGUCAUAGGUGCUAGGCGGGCCUCUUGGCGCAUCAUGUCUUCAAUCGAGCAAAAGGAAGAAUCAAAGGGAAAUGAGCACAAUGUUAAACUGAUUAAGGGUUAUCGCCAGAAGGUAGAGGAUGAGCUCUCUAAGAUUUGUGGUGACAUUCUUACUAUCAUUGACAAGCACCUUAUCCCUGCUUCUGCCUCUGGAGAAGCCACUGUUUUCUACUACAAAAUGAAAGGUGACUAUUAUCGGUAUCUUGCUGAAUUCAAGACUGACCAGGAAAGGAAAGAGGCAGCUGAGCAGUCAUUAAAGGGAUAUGAGGCUGCUUCAAGUACUGCAAAUACAGAUCUCCCAUCAACCCAUCCAAUCCGUCUUGGCCUAGCGCUCAACUUUUCUGUUUUUUACUAUGAGAUUAUGAAUUCUCCUGAAAGGGCCUGCCAUUUGGCUAAACAAGCUUUUGAUGAGGCAAUUGCAGAAUUGGAUACCUUGAGUGAGGAGUCUUACAAAGACAGCACCCUCAUUAUGCAGUUGUUGAGAGACAACUUAACUCUUUGGACCUCUGAUUUGCCCGAAGAUGGAGGUGACGAGAACUUCAAGGGUGAAGAAUCCAAACCUGCCGAACCGGAGAAACUUUUGCAGCAUUAAUGGGGAUAAGCUGAAAGAACCCUGCAUGUGGCUAGUGGAAGUUAAUCGACUUUGCAAAUGGCAGCCUUUUUCCUUUUAUUUUCUUAAGUUCACGGGAAGAGUGGAUUUUGAAGAACAUAAACAUUUUGAUGAAGUUGUUUUUCAUGUUAGGGCCCAUCCCAUGCCAGGAGAUAAGAUUUGAUCAAUUGUAUGGCCUUUUGGUUAUUUAUCAUUUUUCUUCUUUUCCUUUUUAUCUUGCAUUUGGUUCACUUUCUUUAAUAUAAAGUUCUUUAUCUCAAGCAAUUAAUUGCUUGGCUUUUCGAAGCUCUUUAUUUUGUCAA